AUGGCGGGGCCCUGCGCAGACGCCAGAUUUGGCCGCUGUGCCCGGCCUGGGGGAGCCGGGAGUCCCCAGCCGGGUGCUGGCACCCUGAGAAAGGAUUCCCGAGGGAUCGUCGCCCACCCGAUCCGGCCCAAGCCUCCGUCUGCCACAAGCAUCCCAGCCAUCCUGAAAGCCCUCCAGGAUGAGUGGGUAAGCGCCGGGUCACGGCUGGGAACGGAGCUGAGGGCCGGACGCAGCGAGCUGUCCCAGGCGCUUUCCCAGCACGUUGCCGCCUGCCGAGUCAUCGCUCGGCUCACCAAGGAGGUCACCGCCGCCAGAGAAGCUUUGGCGACUCUGAAGCCACAGGCUGGCCUCAUCGUGCCCCAAACGGUGCCGUCCUCCCAGCCGAACGUGGCGGGAGCUGGGGAGUCCAUGGAUCUGGGAGAGCUCGCAGGCAUGACCCCCGAGAUCAUCCAGAAGCUUCAAGACAAGGCUACGGUGCUCACCACGGAGCGUAAGAAGAGAGGCAAGACUGUUCCAGAGGAGCUGGUGAAGCCGGAGGAACUCAGCAAGUACCGGCAGGUCGCCUCGCACGUGGGGCUGCACAGUGCCAGCAUUCCAGGGAUCCUUGCUUUGGACCUCUGUCCUUCCGACACCAACAAGAUCCUGACCGGCGGGGCUGAUAAAAACGUCAUCGUCUUCGAUAAGAGCUCGGAGCAGAUCCUGGCGACGCUCAAGGGGCACUCCAAGAAGGUUACCAGUGUCGUUUUCCACCCGUCUCAGGACUUGGUCUUCUCAGCUUCUCCCGAUGCUACUAUCCGCAUCUGGUCUGUGCCCAACGCUUCGUGCGUCCAGGUUGUCCGUGCCCAUGAGGGCUCCGUGACGGGGCUGAGCCUUCACGCCACAGGCGACUACCUCCUCAGCUCUUCUGAUGACCAGUACUGGGCUUUCUCGGAUAUCCAGACAGGCCGCGUCCUCACCAAGGUGACGGAUGAGAGCUCUGGCUGCGCUCUCACUUGUGCCCAAUUCCACCCGGACGGGCUCAUUUUUGGAACAGGGACGAUGGACUCUCAGAUCAAGAUCUGGGAUCUGAAGGAACGCACCAACGUGGCUAACUUCCCGGGACAUUCGGGCCCCAUCACCAGCAUCGCCUUCUCCGAGAACGGCUACUACCUGGCCACGGCAGCGGACGACUCCUCUGUUAAGCUCUGGGACUUGCGUAAGCUCAAGAACUUCAAGACGUUGCAGCUGGACAAUAACUUUGAGGUGAAGUCUCUCAUUUUUGACCAGAGCGGUACCUACCUGGCUCUGGGCGGGACGGACGUCCAGAUCUACAUUUGCAAGCAGUGGACGGAAAUUCAAAAAAAUCACAG
This is a messenger RNA of Pelecanus crispus (Dalmatian pelican), 1349 nucleotides long. The record is from RefSeq and is a predicted model, not a curated record. NCBI's taxonomy places the organism in Eukaryota, Metazoa, Chordata, Aves, Pelecaniformes, Pelecanidae.